AUGGCACGGCAGAACCAGGACAUUUCUUCACAGGAAAUCAUUGCGCUGGAAGACAAGUAUGGUUGUCGUAAUUACUCUUCAUUGCCUGUAGCAUUGAGUCGUGGAGAAGGUGUAUUUGUGUGGGACGUCGAAGGCAAACGAUACUAUGACUUUUUAAGUGCUUAUUCAGCCGUGAACCAGGGACAUUGUCACCCAAGAAUUCUUGAAGUACUUAAGCAGCAAGCUAGCAAACUUACACUUGUUUCUAGAGCAUUUUACUCGGAUCAACUUGGCAAAUAUGAGAAAUUUAUGACGGAGUUAUUUGGUUACGAUCGUUUGCUGCCGAUGAAUACGGGCGUUGAGGGCGGCGAGAGUGCUUGCAAGAUCGCACGCAAGUGGGGCUAUGACGUCAAGAAGAUACCGAAGAAUCAAGCCAAGAUAAUUUUUGCCGAAGGAAACUUCUGGGGCCGGACGUUGUCAGCAAUUUCUUCGUCGUCGGAUCCUACUUGCUACGAUGGAUUCGGUCCAUACAUGCCUUGCUUCGAAUUGAUUCCCUACAAUGAUAUCCCGGCUUUAGAGAAAGCACUACAAGACCCGAAUGUUGCCGCAUUCAUGGUGGAGCCCAUUCAAGGUGAAGCUGGCGUAGUGAUCCCAGACGACGGGUACCUGAAGAAGGUCAGGGAACUGUGCACCAAAUACAAUGUACUGUGGAUUGCCGAUGAGGUGCAAACUGGUUUAGGACGUACGGGAAAAAUGUUAGCCGUUGAACACGAGGGCGUGAAACCUGACAUUGUUAUACUGGGUAAAGCGCUCAGUGGUGGGAUGUUACCAGUGUCUGCUGUGUUAGCCAACAAUAAUGUAAUGGAUGUAAUAACACCCGGUACUCACGGAUCAACAUACGGUGGCAAUCCUUUAGCGUGCGCAGUAGCUACCGAAGCAAUUAAGGUAAUACUAGAAGAAAAAUUAUCGGAAAACGCUGAGCGACUUAGCGCAGUAUUUCGUGAAGAAUUAGAAAAGAUUCCAAAGUCCAAGGUCACCACAGUCAGGGGCAGGGGACUUAUGUUCGCCAUUGUCGUAGAUAACAGUAUCCCUGCUUAUGAAGUCUGCCUGCGAUUCCGUGAUGCGGGUUUACUCACUAAACCAACACACGGACAGACGAUCCGUCUAGCGCCACCAUUAGUUAUCACUGAGGAGCAGAUUCGUGAAGGCGCGAGAAUCAUUCAAAAGGUCUUUGAAAGCUUUAAGAAAUAA
Messenger RNA from Parnassius mnemosyne (clouded apollo), 1230 nucleotides. NCBI's taxonomy places the organism in Eukaryota, Metazoa, Arthropoda, Insecta, Lepidoptera, Papilionidae. The record is from the annotation of a GenBank genome assembly.